CUGACUCGAGGGCCUCGUCAAGAUGUUGGUUCUGGUGGGCUCCUCGUCUUGAGAUAUUCUUCUCUCCUUUCUCUGUAUGUGUACAGCGACAAGAUCAAACACCUUCUCGAGCGCCUGCCGGAACAUGGUCGGAUCCAGUUCCAUCGACUCAACAUCGAGAACGACUCCUGACUCGAGGGCCUCAUCAAGAUGUCGGAUCUGUUCCUAUUGGCCCCCCUUUCUCCAGGUCCGCUUCUCCUCUCUUCCUCCGGAUGUCUACAGAGCACCUCCUCGGCUCACCGCCGGAGCACGGCCGGAUCCAGUUCACUGACUCAACAUCAAGAACGACUCCUACCUCGAGGGCCUCAUCAAGAUGUCGGAUCUAGUGAGCUCCUCGCCCAGGGAGGACGCUGUCACCCACCUCACCUCCUUUGUUUCCCGCUACAGCCACAAGAUCAAGAACCUCCUUAAGCCCCACCCGGAGCACGGCCAGAUCCAGUUCCAUCGACUCAACAUCAAGAACGGUUCCCAACCCGAGGGCCUCAUUAAGAUGACGGAUCUGAGCACCUCCUCUACUCACCGCCGGAGCACGGUCGGAUCCAGUUCCACCAACUCAACAUCAAGAACGACUCCUGACUCGAGGACCUCAUCAAGAUGUCGGAUUUGUUCCAAUUGGCCCCCCUUUCGCCAGAUCCGCUUCUCCCCCUUCUCUGGAUGUCUACAGAGCACCUCCUCGACUGACCGCCGAAGCACGGCCGGAUCCAGUUCCACCUACUCAACAUCAAGAACGACUCCUGACUCGAGGGCCUCAUCAAGAUGUCGGAUCUGGUGAGCUCCUUGCAUUCCUUCUCCACCACACACAAGCCACCUACCCCUUCCCCCGGCCCCGCCCCCCCCUCCCCACCAAACAUCUGCUUCUCCUUCUUUCUCUGGAUGCCUUUUUAUGUGCUUCCUCACCUGUACCUUGUUUCUUACCUCCCGUGGUCUUUCUGGUUUCUUUUGUCUUCUACUUCUUCUUUGUUCCUAGUAUCGAUUGUGUUGUUUUGAUGGGUUCCUUAAGGUUUAGCAGAAGGGAAUCAUCCAUUUCCAUUCGCAACCUCUCUUUUUUUGUAACACAGAUAAUCAACCUGGCGGCCAUCUGUCCCCUGCCGAGUACAAUAUCCACCCACCAUAUACAGCAAUUUCUUUGAUGCCCUUCCGGUGGUAAGUAUUGUGUUACUUAUACAGAUCCAGAUCUCUGCCUACUGUCUCCCUAAUUUCCCACUGGUUUUGUGUUGUGGCAUCACAAUGCAUGUUACGUAUGGUCUGAAAACAGCAAGCGGCUCAUUCACUUCUCCGCUCGUGAGGUGUUGGAAGACUAUUGGAAGCGUUCUACCAAAGGAUCACCCUCUGCAACAUGUGAUAUUGGCCUCGUUUUUCUUUGUUCAUUGUUGUACCUCGCACUUUUCUGUUAUGCUCUUAUUUGUACAAACCGAAGAAAAUUUGAUGAAAAAAAAAAUUGUCAAGAA
This is a messenger RNA of Ananas comosus (pineapple), 1487 nucleotides long. RefSeq lists its product as uncharacterized. The record is from RefSeq and is a predicted model, not a curated record. NCBI's taxonomy places the organism in Eukaryota, Viridiplantae, Streptophyta, Magnoliopsida, Poales, Bromeliaceae. The transcript has 4 exons. Bases 353 to 811 code for a protein of 152 amino acids.